GAAGAAGAAGGGGAUGAAAAAAGCAAACCUGACUGCACGACAGCCGGGCUCUCUCUCUCUCUCUCUCUCCUGCAGAAACAUGUGGAUUUCACGCGGGAGGAAGAGCUGAUCUCAUGGCAGGCACCAGCCCAUCAUCUGAUCCACUGUGAGCAGGAAUAAUCCGAGCAGAAGAGGAGAUGACACACCGGCACGCGCCAUCGCUGCUCGCCCUGUCGGCUCUCCUGCUCUGCACGUUCACACGCAGCUCAUCAUCAGCAUCAUCAGAGCUGAGAGGCAGGAACAGCAGUCAUGGAGAUCCAUCAGCAAAGAAUAAACAGAUAACAGGCCACAACCACGGCAGUCAUUCUACUUUCGUGUCAGAGGGGGGUGGACUGGGUCCAGAUGAAGGGGUGUCACCAGUCUGUGCCUACAGAGUGAUCGAGGGGGGCAUUUCCGGUCAGCUUUGCUUCAGACGCACGCUCUUCGGGUACAAGUGUCUCACAGAGGACUGCAGGACGCAGGUGUCUUUGGGGACUCUGGUGGCCAACGUGCUCACCAAUGGCAGCGUGCUGUUACAGUGGACGCACGAGGGGGACUCCAAGCAGACGAGCCGGGAUGAGAAGCCCCCCGGCGCGGGCCCCGGCCCCGGUUCAACCCGGUCCAGCAGUGUUUUCAGGGACCGGAGCCACAGACGUGGAGGCUACGAGCUGAGCUGCUGGUGGAACGGAAGCUACACCCAGUUCGAGUGCGCGAGCGUCCACCUGGGCUCGGGCUGCAGGGACUUCUUGUUGUCCGAGCUGCACGAGAACAUCCCAUACCGGAUCUGUCUGCGUCCCCUAACCCGCCCCGAGCCCGACCAGAGGCCCGCGGACUGCGUGGAGUUCACGCUGCCGACGUCUGGGAUGCAGGACAUCGUGAUCGCCAUGACAACGGUGGGCGGAGCCAUCUGCGUGAUGCUGGUGAUCAUUUGUCUGCUGGUGGCCUACAUCACAGAGAACAUCAUGAGUCCCGCCACGAAGCACACGUACUACCGCACUCAUCCACGCCACUGAGACCAAUAAACAC
Molecule: messenger RNA, 1044 nt
Organism: Nematolebias whitei (Rio pearlfish)
Lineage: Eukaryota; Metazoa; Chordata; Actinopteri; Cyprinodontiformes; Rivulidae
Gene: fndc10
Product: fibronectin type III domain containing 10
Exons: 2
Coding region: 177-1031 (284 amino acids)
Source: RefSeq, a predicted model, not a curated record